This is a messenger RNA of Cladophialophora psammophila CBS 110553, 498 nucleotides long. RefSeq lists its product as uncharacterized. The transcript has a single exon. Lineage: Eukaryota; Fungi; Ascomycota; Eurotiomycetes; Chaetothyriales; Herpotrichiellaceae. The coding region runs from base 1 to 498 and encodes 165 amino acids. The record is from RefSeq and is a predicted model, not a curated record.
AUGGACCUUGGAACGGGAGAUGGAUGGAUGACUGACCCGGACAUCAAACUUUUCGACUCGAACAAGUUCGCCGGAGAGAUCAAACAGCUAGACACUGACGAGGGAACAUUGAUCACUCCAGAACAAUACAACGACUUCAUCUCCUUCCUGACUCAAAUCGCCAACACGCAUGUCGAUUUCGGCCAAAAGGCAUCCCUCGAGGGGGACCAACAGAUGCUGCUGUACGCCGUAGGUAAUGCACAGGCCCAAGUCAGUACGGGGGAGCUGGACACAGAUUCGGUGGCCCAGUGCGUGCAGCAACUCGUUCAGGAGGGACACUGUAACAAUAUCCUUGAAUAUUUGAAUGUGAUGCACAAGGACGAGAUCGAUUUCAGCAGUGGCGGCGAGUCACAGAAUUUGCAAGAUACGCUUAACGAAGUGUGUCAAUACACGGGAGAUGUUAAGGGAGAUCAACCCAUCCUUGUGAGUCUUGCGCAGGGUUUCUUGCAGAGUUUCUGA